Meleagris gallopavo (turkey) is the source of this 3141-nucleotide messenger RNA. It is a transcript of the gene CCDC127, whose product is annotated as coiled-coil domain containing 127. The record is from RefSeq and is a predicted model, not a curated record. NCBI's taxonomy places the organism in Eukaryota, Metazoa, Chordata, Aves, Galliformes, Phasianidae.
GACCCUGUGAGGCUCCGGGUCCGCGGCCGUCUGCCUGGUCGUGCCCGCAGGCAGCGGGAGGCCUCAGGGGUGCUGGCGGCGUGCGCUGUUCCCGCAGCCGGUCGGGGCAGGGCCAGGCGGGGACAGAGGUGGCCAGUGAGGCCUGAGGGGCCGACAGCGUCGUUCCCCGUGUGUGGGACGCCGGUGUCUUCAUGAAUAACUUAAAUGAUCCUCCCAACUGGAACAUCCUGCCGCAUCACAGAGAGCCCAGGGAUGAAGGCAGCAGGUGGAAUUACGCCUUGCUGGUCCCCAUGCUGGGCUUGGCUGCCUUCCGCUGGAUCUGGACCAGAGAAUGUCAGAAAGAAAUAGAAAGAGAAAAAAAAGAAUAUUAUAAAAAGCAGUCAUCUUUACAAAAAGACCUGGAAGCCAAGUACCGGGAUAUAAUCAUAGAAAAUCGUCGUGCAGUUGCACACUUGGAGCUGGAGCUUGAAAAGGAACGCAACAGGACCCUGAGUUACCGUGAAGCCCUCGUGUCCCAGAGUCGUAAACUAGUAGAAGAGAGAAGGAUCCUAGAACAGGAGCAAGAGAAAUUAGAGAGAGAAAAAGAAGUUCUUUUGCACUCAGGAGCAGCAGGAACCUUGUACCAAAGCUGUCUGGCAAAGGAAGAGGAGUGGCAGAAGAGAGCCAACACUUUACUAAAAGAAUUUGAAGAUGGGCUUAAAGAAAGACAGGAAAUCUACUGCAGUUUUGUAGUACCUAAAAGUCAGAGACUAGAAAUAGAGAAAAAUCUGCUAGUUAAAGCAGCAACUGAUCCGGUUGCUAUGGCUUUACAUAUGGAAAGUGGCUUAAAAGAUAUUUUCAAACAUGAUAACUAUUGUGGCAAUCUGAUGAACAAAAACAGAAGUCAAAACGGAAGACUUAUGUGGCUGUAUUUGAGAUACUGGGAACUAGCUAUUGAAUUACAGAAGUUCAAGAGGGUAGAAAAUGUAAUGUUAGGAAAACGUUAGGGGAAGUAGUGGUGAUUUAUGCAAUCUACUAUGAGGAAUAGGGACAACCACAGCUGUAGUCUGAAGCUGAUAAAUUCUUUCUGGAUUUCAGUUUCUGCUCUUCGUUGCAUUUGUAUCUGCAUGGGACGUGCAGUGUUGUUUAACAACAGAUGCUCCAGUGAGCUGUGCAUGCUCUAAAACUGUGUUUGUGUAUCUCUGUAUUACACUGCAGUCUGCAGUACAAGCUUCAGUAGGUAUCAGAAGCAGCAAAACAAUUUGAUUUAGAGUAAUUUACCCAGUUGAAGGUCAUAGUCCAUCAAUAGAGAAGUGCAAUUUUUCUUCCUUAAGUGGAUGAUAAUGUCAUGCUCCUUAUUCCUGAUGUUCUGCACGGUGUCUCAACACUGUCUUUCUUUUUUCAGCAGAACUUUGGAAGAAACCACAAUUGAGUAAGGUGUCUGUCACGUAAUGUGUGUGCAUAUAUACAUACAUUUAUAAAAAUAUGUAUGUAUGUUUGUGUACAUGUAUGUAAGAAAAGAAUAGUAUAAUUAUGUUUCAUAUUAAUCAGUCUUGCAUUGUCUUCCAGACUUAAAAUAAAAACAGGACUUCAUGAACGUCCAGAAGAUGGUAAUUAAAAUAACAUGUAAAGAAACAGAUUGAUUGAAGUCACAUUGAAGUUGGGGAGACAUGCUUGAAUAUUAAAUAGUACGUAGACUUGCAGUUAUAUUCUCACCGUACGUUAUUCACAUUAAGAAUACCUAUGUUUUUCUUUUCCUCAAAGUUUUAGUUGUAACCCAACAGUGUGUCUCCAUUAUAGACAUUACUGUGCUGCUGCCUCUGCAUCCCAGUGCACUUGGUACAUUUUUAGCUUUCAGGAACCACGAUAGUCAUUGCACCUGGUUGUACUGCUUGUACAGGUGUUCCCAGCUAGGAGCCUAAAUGCAGCUGGGCACUGGUAGCCACCCUUCCCCUUCCUGACUGUGUCUGUGCUCCCAGACCUGAAGUGCACUGUUCCACAGCUCUUAAAUUUUGAGCUUAUAGGCCACCCCUUCAUGUCCACACGGCCGUACAGAUUUAAAAAGAAGGCAUUUUACUUUUAUUACCACAAUAUACAGAUCCAGAUUAAAUUAAUAAAACAUUACAUUUCCAUGCUUGAAAUCCCUUACAGCUUUGUUCUUUAGCCAAUAGAAAAAACAGGAACCACCUUCAUUUUCAAAAGUGCCAUGUAUGUUGGAGCGUACCUCUUUUUCUUUCUACUUUCUAAUCCAGCCUUGGAGCCCAAAAAGGAAGUGUUUACCUUUUUGUUUAUAAUGCCGAUCUUCUCUGUUACUUGUCUUCAAUUAAUGUUUUUAAUUUGUUGGUUCUUUAGCAUUUCUUUAUUAACUGCCAAACGUUUGCUCUAGGCAAUUAGCUGUCACAUAGCCCAAAAACAAUCCAACUCAGUGAAUGCCUAUCCAAGUUUGACAAAGAUCUCCAGCAGAUGCAGUUUUCUCUUACUACUGCCUCUCAGUUGCAUUUUAUUCAAGAACAACAGACAGAAGAUAAAUCUUCUGAAGUAAUGUAUACAACCUAAUUCAGUUUCUCAGCAAAAAUAACACGGAACAAAAUUCUUAAACACGUUUGUUUCCCAAAUACUCUAUUUUCCAUCUGUCUUUUUGCCCACCUUUGUGGUGUUACUCAUUUUGUUGUAUUAAUUUAUUAGCUUCUUAUGGGCUGUUCUAUUUUAUUUUUAAAUAAAGUUUAAAUGAUUAAUUAUGGGGAAAAAAGACAUACAAUCACAGUCAUUAGAAAGGCUACAGGUUAUCUGGAUGCCAAGCUUAUGCAGGUUGCACCGUGAAAAUGUGAGUUAGUACUUUUGUGUAGCUGUUGCAGCUGACCACAUGUACAUGCCCUAAGUGCCCAUUAGAACAGAUCUGAUCAAACAACUUAUCUUGUGUAUAAUUCCUUCAGGAUGUGUAAGGUGUGACCACACAGCUGUCGUGUUUCAUGUGUACAUCCAAGCAGUUACAGCAACACAGCUAGCAAACAGUAGACAGUGAAUUGAUGCCAAUACAUUCAAGCCUCAGAUCUUGACUUUGUACAUCUUCACUAGUUUUUAAUAUUAAAAGUUGAAAUGCUAUGGUUUUUCAGUUUUUUUUAUAGUUCAUGUCCUUGACAUCAAUUCAAAAUUAAAAAAAAA